AUGAUCAUAAUGUUGCAAUUGAAAACGCAUUUCAAAUACCUAAGAAUGAACAUCGAAGAGGUGCUUGACGAUGCCAAAAAAGAGUUCAGUUCAAUAAGUAAAAUCGCCUCAAAUUUACUCAGUAAAAGUAACGUCCCGUGGCUUUAUCAACAAAAACAGUUAAAUAAAAUUAUUGUGCAUCACAACUACAUUAUAAGAAUUGCAAGCGAAACUGAGGAAGUAUUCAACAAGUGUGUUUUAGUGAAUGUUCUUAGCUUAUCUUUUCUAAUUUGCAUCUUUCUGUUCCGCAUAGUAAAUGUGCCACUGUUUACCGUCGAAUUUUUUAAACUUUGCAUAUACUUGAUUGGAGCAAGUGCCUUAUUCUUCGGGGAUUGCUAUCUCACACAACGAGUCCUAACCGAAAAUGAAGCACUCGCCUUUUCGUGCUACGAUGUUGACUUUGUAGGCACUAGUUUGCCAUUUCAAAAAUCUUUAAUUUUAAUAAUGGCUAGGGCGCAAAGAUCGAUUCGUUUUACAGUGGGAAAAUUUGCACCAUUGAAUAUUGUUACCCUCGUUACCAUUUUGAAGGCGUCAUAUUCUUAUUUCAUGUUACUUCAACACCACCGCGAAAAAUAGUCACAUGAAAAUGGAAUCGAAACGUUAAUUUGUUUGUAAUAUAGCACCUACGGCCAACUGCAAAUUAAAGAUAUGCCACUCAUUAAUAUUUUCAGCUUACACUAAUCACUUUUGCACGGGGGUCUUGUAAUUUAUUGACUUUUCAAAAUAAAGUCGUGUAGGGUGUUAUUGAGGGAGAGCCAUGGCCCAUGACACCGAUGAUACCAAAAAUGUAAACUUGUUAACUAAACAAUCAAAAAAUGUAAUAAUUUUAUUUAAGAUGACUGUGAAAUUUUCUA
This is a messenger RNA of Photinus pyralis (common eastern firefly), 893 nucleotides long. Its product is annotated as odorant receptor 43a-like. Gene Ontology annotation, cellular component: plasma membrane. NCBI's taxonomy places the organism in Eukaryota, Metazoa, Arthropoda, Insecta, Coleoptera, Lampyridae. The coding region runs from base 1 to 615 and encodes 204 amino acids. The record is from RefSeq and is a predicted model, not a curated record. Gene Ontology annotation, molecular function: odorant binding; olfactory receptor activity. The transcript has 3 exons. Gene Ontology annotation, biological process: detection of chemical stimulus involved in sensory perception of smell; sensory perception of smell.